Impatiens glandulifera is the source of this 576-nucleotide messenger RNA. RefSeq lists its product as uncharacterized. Bases 1 to 576 code for a protein of 191 amino acids. The transcript has 5 exons. Lineage: Eukaryota; Viridiplantae; Streptophyta; Magnoliopsida; Ericales; Balsaminaceae. The record is from RefSeq and is a predicted model, not a curated record.
AUGAUGAAUUUUCUUGCAUUGAUCUCUGCAUUUGGGAUAAUAGCCAUAGCCCAUUUGUUAAACCAUGGAUUUACAGAGGCCACUGCAACCGUUAUUGACUUGUCAAAACCCAAAGGAACGGUUAAAACCAUCAAGAGUGACUACGGAGAUAUUAUCGAUUGUGUUAGUAUCUACAAACAAAUCAGUUUCGAUAAUCCAUUGAUUAAGAGCUCGCAACUCAAUCUUAACUUGGAGAAACAGCAUGCGGUGGUAUGGGAUAAGGAAGGAGCAUACUUAGGAGCUUCUGCAAAAUUCAGUGUUCCGAAUCCUCGAACUCAGCAAAAUGAUUUCAGUUUAGCGCAAAUUUGGCUCUUAACUGCGAUGGACACACCACGUUUAAACGCUAUUGAAGCCGGUUGGACAAGUGAUCGCUAUAACAGAACAGGAUGUUAUAAUCUCUUAUGCGAAGGCUUCGUGCAAACAAGCCGGACUUUUGCUGUCGGCUCUCCCCUAUCGAUUUCCAGCGAGAUAAAAGUUUCUGUCUUCAAGGACUCUGAAACAGGAAACUGGUGGCUGCAAGUGGACGACGAUUUAUAG